Molecule: messenger RNA, 726 nt
Organism: Funneliformis geosporum
Lineage: Eukaryota; Fungi; Glomeromycota; Glomeromycetes; Glomerales; Glomeraceae
Source: the annotation of a GenBank genome assembly
AUGACGCAACAUUCAUCAAAUAACCGAAAUUUUAACAUUCCUAAUACCGGAAACCCCUAUCAUAAAACACGUGGAACUCAUGCGCGCGUCUCUAGAGUAAGGGUGACAACAGUUGGAAAGACUUGUUUCUCUGAAAAGCAACUUAGAAGUUGUCCAAAGUGUAAAGAGUCUGCAAAUAACGUGAAAAUGCUGACGGCACGUGUUGGAAAAAUUGAAUGUUUGGUUAAUGCUUUAGCGAAAACUACUCAGAAUUUAACAUCAAUGUCGAAGCGAGAGGAUCGAUUCGCUCAACAUUCGAGGUUUGGAGGACUAGAUUUAACACGUUGUAGCCUUCAAGAAUUACAAAGAUUGGUAGUAGCAACGACGAAUAUCAUGGUUCCCUCAAAUAACAAAUUAUCACAAAAAUCAAAUCAAAACCCUCAUCCUUCCAUCACUUCCGAUAAUAUUAAUAAUGAUAAUGCCGCCGAAAAGACCAUUUUGCAUUCCGAACCUAUUGAAGAUGUAAAAAUAUUCCAAGAAACAAGUUCUGCACUCCCGUCAAGUCAUCAUAAUCAAAUGCAGAUAGCGCCGACAUCUCCUAUUAGAACUGCUACAUCUGUCUUAAAAUGUAAAUCAUUGCGUCAAGAUUCAGGAUUUUUAGAAUCAAAGCACAUGCUGCCCUCUGAUAAUGCUGAGAAUGCCGAGAACGUUCAAAUUAACGGAGAGAGUCGUUAUUCUGAUGAUUAA